CUUCUUCUUCUUCUUCUUCUUCUCUCUCUAAUGUGCUUGCUUAUACACUAGAAUGCAAUAGCAAUGGACGAUCUCCCAAUACAGAAGCUCCAAAUAUCGGGCCCCACUCUCGCCUCUCUCCUCCAGCGUUUCUCCUCCUCUCCAGGUGACCUCCACGGCCUCCUCUUAGGACACAUCACCCACUCCACUCCCUCUACUCUUGCCGACGACACCAUCACCUCCACGACGCCCUCACCCACCCUCAUUGCCACCAUCACUUCCUUCCUCUCAGCCCCCUCAACCUCCUUCUUCUCCCCUUCUGGACACCUCAACCCCUCUUUUCAUAACCUCUCCUCCACCCUCCUCGGCUGGUUUUCCGGCCGCCGAAGAACCCCUCUCCGCCUCUCCCUCCGCGAGUCCUCCAUCACAUGGUCUCUCUCCUCCAACAUCCAGCACUCCAUCCCAGUCCAAAACUCUCCACAAUGCCUCACUCUCUCUCCUUGUCUCUUCCUUCUCUUAACCACACCGUUCCAAGACCAACUAAUCCAUACCCACGAAUACAAAGCCUUCCAAUUUCGCAUUUCCACUGGUUCUUUCGAACCCAAAACCCUAGAUGUCGUGAAUAUUGGACCGGCUUUUGGGGGGCACUAUACUAAUUUUUGCCCGAGCUCGCCGUUCCCCGUGAUGGUUUGUGAAUGGAGGGGUUUGAAUUCAAUGGUGGAGGAUGAGAAUAACCAGAGAUUGAGGACUACGAGGAGCUUUUUCAAGGAUCAGAAGGAAUUGGAUUUGGUUGCGGAGGGGUUUGAGAUUGGGAGGCUGAGUCGGUUGAUAGGGCCGGAGUUCUCAAAUUAUAGAGCUGACUUGGAGGAUUUGUACAAUAAAAUGCUUGCCAAGCUUGAUGGGUUGGCAAGGAUGGUGGAAAAGAGUUCAGCUAGGGUUCUUGAGCAGGAAAAUCACAAUAUGAAACUGAGGUGCAAAGUUGCUGGCUUGGAAUAGUUUGUUGAUACUUAAUGGCACGUUCUUUUGUUUAUUAAAGCUGGAAAGUGCCUCUUGACGAAGUGCAGCUUGAUUUGUAAAACCCAGAUUAUGGUAGAGCUGGUGCUAUUGUCUUUUGUUGCUGGACUUUUAGUGGUCUUUAAGAUGAAGAUGGCUUAAAUCAUGGCCCUGUCCUGUUUUUGUUCAUACCGGCCAGGUUUAUCUGCUAUUUCUUCUUGCUUAGAAGCUUAUCUGUAGGAAAUGAGAAAGAAGAAUGAAAUUGAUCAAGCAGGUUUUUCGAUGUCUUGCAAGUGACCCUCAUCUGUGUGCGUCUAUUCAUUCCGUUUGUUUUAUUUUUCAUUUCUUUCCAAUUUCAUUUGCUUUUUUUCUUGUAAGGUUAGUGAGAUGUCUUGGGAAGCUGUCUCGAGUUGUAAAUGAAGCCUGUAGCUGCUUGGAUUUUAGAAUGUGUAACCCAUAUCAGAACAUGAGGCUUGCCCGUGUAUGUAAUGUAAUUGGUUGACUACUGUAAUUACCGG
This is a messenger RNA of Ilex paraguariensis (yerba mate), 1490 nucleotides long. NCBI's taxonomy places the organism in Eukaryota, Viridiplantae, Streptophyta, Magnoliopsida, Aquifoliales, Aquifoliaceae. The record is from the annotation of a GenBank genome assembly.